Molecule: messenger RNA, 9345 nt
Organism: Bombus huntii
Lineage: Eukaryota; Metazoa; Arthropoda; Insecta; Hymenoptera; Apidae
Product: discoidin domain-containing receptor 2-like
Exons: 16
Coding region: 408-3242 (944 amino acids)
Biological process (GO): cell surface receptor protein tyrosine kinase signaling pathway; protein phosphorylation; positive regulation of kinase activity
Cellular component (GO): signaling receptor complex
Molecular function (GO): collagen binding; ATP binding; protein tyrosine kinase collagen receptor activity
Source: RefSeq, a predicted model, not a curated record
GGGUCGCGAGGGGUACGCAUUGCCUUCGUCGAUUGGCCGUACCCACGUUCGUUCGUCAUAACGCGCGAAAACUGUACUCGCACGCUUAACCUCUAACAUUACGAAGGACGAAAUUUCGUCGAUCGUGAAUCGUUCGCAGUUUUCUGUUAGUGAUUUCUGUGCGGUGUCAUGUCGCGAAGUUUCAUGUUACGCGCGUGAUACUUCAUAUCCUUACGACGCAACGAAGGAGACAGUGCACCAAGGAAAGAGGAAGACGAAAUCAACGAUUCAGCGUAUCCUGCGACACGAAAACGCAAGGCACGCCGGCUAUUUUUGCUGUCAAAAAAACGUUGACGAGGCAGAAAUGGCACGGUCGGAGUCACGGUGAGAAAAGGGCGAGGGUGAAGCCCUCGCGCGAAACGGGAGCUAUGGUGAAAAGCUUCGGUUUCUUCGCCGGGAGGGCGAUACCUGCCGUCCACCUUAUGCUUUUUCUCGCUCUGGCCGACACGACGAGCGCCGUAGACCUCUCCCAAUGCAUCGCGCCGCUUGGUAUGGAAUCCGGCGCGAUCCCGGACGCGGAUAUCACGGCAAGCUCUACGUUCGACACGGGAAACGUUGGUCCGCACCUAGCACGAUUAAAAGUGGAGAAUCUGGGUGGCGCUUGGUGUCCGAAAAAUCAGAUCACCCAAGAAGCCCGAGAAUGGUUAGAGAUCGACCUUCAUACGGUUCACUUGAUCACGGCUACCGCUACGCAAGGUCGCUUCGGCAACGGUCUCGGUGUUGAGUAUGCAGAGGCGUAUCUGCUCGAGUACUGGCGACCGCGUCUGGGCAAGUGGGUUCGAUACAGAGAUAUCAAAGGAAAAGAGGUAAUACAGGGUAACACGAACACGUAUUUGGAGUCCAAGCACGAGCUGGAGCCGCCUCUGUGGGCGAGCAAGAUCCGUUUUCUGCCCUACAGCCAUCACACGCGGACGGUUUGCAUGCGGGUCGAGCUCUACGGAUGUUACUGGAGCGAUGGCGUGGUAUCCUAUUCGAUGCCGCAAGGUGAUAAAAGGGGUAAUGGAUGGGAAUUCUUCGAUGCCACCUACGAUGGACACUGGGACGGGGAGCUACGACGUGGACUGGGCCAGCUGACAGACGGCAGGACGGGUCCUGAUAACUUCAAACUGGGAUACUACGAUAACGAUCGCACGCAGGGAUGGGUUGGAUGGAGAAACGACACACGUGGACAACCGGUCGAGAUCAAGUUCGAAUUCGACAAGGUUAGAGAGUUCUCGGCCAUCCACAUCUACUGCAACAAUCAGUUCACCAAGGAUGUUCAGAUAUUUUCCCAAGUCGACAUACUGUUCAGUAUCGGUGGCAAAUAUUACACGGGCGAGCCAAUAACAUAUACCUACAUGGAGGACAAGAUCUUCGAAUCAUCUAGAAACAUCACCAUCAAGCUCCAUCAUCGAGUCGGCAAGUACGUGAAGUUGAGGCUUCACUUCUCCGACAGAUGGAUCAUGAUCAGCGAGGUGACCUUCGAUUCCGACGUGGCUCACGGUAACUUCACGCCAGAGGAAGCACCGACAACCGAGUCACCUAUUCAGAGCGACGUCUUCGUGGAGAAAAACGGUGCCGCGGAGGGUGAACUUCCGGUCUCGACUGCGAAGCACGACGACCCGACGUACAUGGCGGUCGUGAUCGGCGUGCUAACCGCCGUGAUCCUUCUGCUCGCCGUUGCGAUAUUUCUCAUCGUCUCCAGGCACAGGCAACGAAAGUGUUUCGCCAGUCCUAUGACUGGAAAGGCACCAUCCCAUCUUGGAUCUACCUGCGCUACGGUCGAGAAAGGAGCCGCACUCAUGGCGUACACUUUGGAGGAUGAUGAAAGGUACGCCGGUGGUUCGCUACCGACACUGCCGCGGGAUUUAGGGAACCGUUUUCUGGACAUCGUGAAACUCGACGACUAUCAAGAACCCUACCAGGCCCUGAAGUACGCACCGUACUACAGCUACAGCACCGUCGUUAUGGAGAUGAAAGACAUGAUGCUGAACAACAAGGGCAGCAACAUCAAUCACUCAGCGGUGUACGCGAAUGGUGCAGUUGACACAUCGUACGAUUAUGCGGUACCGGAACUCGGCACGGUGCCCCUGCUCAACCAGGACAGCACAGGACGCGGGCCUGCCGUUUCCAGCGGCACCAGCGACCAGGACAGCAUCUUCUCCAAGACCUCUUCGCGUGGCAACAAGACAGAAAACAAAAAGUCGCCGACUCAACAGGAGGUACUUUCGGCCCUGAAGAGACGUCUGGAGCAGACAAGCGUCCCGCUCUUCCCACGGCAUCGCCUCCGCAUGCUCUCGAAACUUGCCGAAGGGGCCUUCGGAACGGUGUACGUGGCGGAAGCAGAAGGGAUCCCGGAAUACGGAACGACGACCACCGUUGGCAAGCGUCUCGUCGCCGUCAAAUUUUUACUGCCGGAAGCCAGCGAGAAAGAAAAGAUGGAUUUCCAACGAGACGUCAGGAUCCUGGCAGCUCUAGAGGAUCGCAAUAUCGCCCGGGUCCUGGGUGCUUGCUGCCGCGAAGAGCCAUAUUGCGUAGUAAUGGAGUACCUGGAACAUGGAGAUCUCUGCCAAUUCCUCAAGACGCAUAUCACUGCCGAAGAUGCCCAUUCUAUGCCGAUCGGUGUCAAAACGCUCAGUUUCAACUGUCUCAUCUACAUGGCGGCGCAAAUCGCGUCGGGCAUGCGGUACCUGGAGAAUCUGAACUUCGUGCACCGGGAUCUGGCUACUAGGAAUUGCUUGGUGGGCAAAGCUUAUCACAUUAAAAUCUCGGAUUUUGGUACGGACAACGAAUUGUACGCGAGCGAUUAUUACAAAGUCGAUGGCACGGUACCCCUGCCGAUACGCUGGAUGGCCUGGGAAUCCAUAUUCCUGGGCAAGUACACGACGAAGAGCGAUGUAUGGGCGUUUGCCGUGACCCUGUGGGAGAUCUUGAACCUGGGCAGACGGGUCCCCUACGAGCACUUGUCGAACGAGGAAGUGGUCCAGAGCCUGCGACGAUUGCAUCGCGCCACGGAGUGUACCGACGCCGAUGGCGAGAACAGCGGCUGCAAAGAGAAUACCGAUAACCUUUUCAACUAUUUACCGCAACCGACCGCGUGCUCGAAGGAUAUUUACGAUUUGAUGCUGGAUUGUUGGCGACGUGAGGAGACCGAGAGGCCGACCUUCCGGGAGAUCUCGAUGUUUCUCCAGCGGAAGAACCUCGGCUACGCGCCCACGUCCUGAUAUUGAACGUCCGGUAAAGUCGAGGAGCACAUGGUUCGUGGCGGUUGCCACGCGUGCCCGGCUAAACGACGCUCGAACAUAGACCAUGGGCUGGUCGAAGACGCCGUCUACCCACAUUGGAUAACCAUGAGAACAAAGUUCUGAAUUCUUCGACGAGGCGAGCUUUCGAUGUACUCGAACGAAGGAUCGAGACGCGUAAAGGUAUAGAAACAUCGAAGAAGAAGAUACAACGAUAAGGUUCAAUCUUGGUUUCCGGCAACGAAAUCGAACUCUUCAGGCUGCUUACAUAAUUUAUUCCACGAAACAGUUCUUUCGAACGAUGCCGAUACGAAGAGAUAUUCCGUAGGGGCGUUAAAGACUUCGAAACGACUUUCAGGGAAACUGAUGUGAAUAAUCCAUCGCGCAGCACUGUCGUAGAUAUAAAAGGACUGUCCGUGUCAAAGUCGAAAUAGUAGGAAGAUACUCGAGGAAAUAUCGUAUUUGCUUAGUACAUAAGUCAGCGAGAUUCGUCGAGACGCUAGAUGAUCUAGACGCGAGAGCAUAUUCGACGAGACCGUUGUUUAGACGUAAGACGCAUAUAAGGAAUACAAAUGUAAAACUGUGAAUUCGACAAUCGAACGAAGAGAACGCGAGGCGACUUUUGUUCACCGAAGUUGUUGGACUGCGCGAAAUCUGUUGACAGUUUCACGCACGAGACAGCAAAGAUCUCGAGCGAUCCGUUGAUCCUCGAUAUGAUCGUCGAAAAUUUAGGAGCAAUAUCGUGUAAUUAUAAUUCAGCUGUGAACAUUCCUGCAUGGAUUUAAAGAUAUGUCUAUAUCUUCGAGGUAAAUAAGAGAUACUCGCCGUUUAAGAUAUUAGAAGUUACCCUUUGGAAAAUGUCUUUCCUUUAUAAAGAAACGAUAAAAGAAAAAUAAGAAAAUGGCUGAACAGGAGAAGGGAAAGGAAAGAAAUUGCAAUUGUAUGGCAAUAUGGUAACUAAGUAUCAAACUCCUCCGUGGGUUGUCAAUCGAGUAGACAAAGGGAAAAAAGAUUAUGACAUAUGAAAAAACGAGUAUGAAUGCGUGUGUUUGUGAACGUAUAGGUGGUUACAAUUCAUCGUGCGUAAAUUUAUCGUAAUCGUUAGGCAGCUCGAUAGGGUUUUGCUUCGAACGAAGCGAACGAAGACUAUCGAACUUCUCGUGUAAUUCGUACACGAUAGGGCUCUCAUCGCAUACAUCGUAAACUAGAAAGAUUCGCCAUGGUAUUAUUUUAUGGCUUCUGUAUUCGGUCGGAUUACAUUAAAAUUAGGAUAAUAUUUAGGAACGAAACUAAAUCGUUAAGUUAUUAAGCAGAGAAUCGAAUUGUAGAUUGAAAAAGACUUAACAAAGUUUUUAGCCUCGGCGAAUGUAUCGAAGUAGCAAUUUUCGCGUGAGAGCUCGGCGAUAUCAUGUAGUUCGUGAUUCACGAAGAUAUACAUAUUUCGCUGUUGACAAAUGGUGACUCUCACCAUGACUAUGACACAUCAUAAUUGUAACUUUAUAUGAUAGGCGGGAUCAAUACAAAGACAAAAAAAAGAACUAGUAUAUUGUACAUAUAGACGUACAUCGAGAAGUAGGAGACGUUUAUCAUUGCGCUGAGAGAGACAAACGCGAACGAGACGACGAGAUUAACAGCGUACAAGCAAUUCGUCUUUGCGUGUCGUCUUUGGAACCGUGUUCCUUUUUGUCUCUUUCGUCAACACGAUUCCGUUGAGAAACCAACGGAAUUGGUCGUUCUAAGGAUAGCAACAGAAUAUUUCGGUGUGAAGUCUGGAACGUUAUCAACAUAUCGGAGUCUUGGUUUCGUAAUGGAACGAAGCAAGAAAAUAAAAAUGCGAAGGGACAAGAAAACGACGAGUUUAUAAGAUUUCCAAGUCAGAUGUUCGUUUAGCGAUGCUAUUCUCACGACAUUCAACUAAUUAAUCAUUCGAUUCGUUAUGUUCCGUAUGUAUUUAUACAAGAUGAAUACUAUUAAUAGCAUUCGCAAUAUCUAGUAAGUAGGUGAUGUUACCGUUAUAACAUUAAAAAUACUAUUUAUAUAUCUUAAUGUAACGCCGCGUAAGAAGUAGAUAUAUCAGAGACAUAGCCGUUCGUAUAUAAAUCGUACGUGCGUUGAAUUUAAACGUAACAUAUUCGUAAGUUUGCUUCUCUGUCGUUGAACAAAGGAAAUAAAGAGUCGAGGAAAGAAGUGGAAAAUAAAAAAGGGUAAAAAUAUACGAGAUAAUCAUAAUAUAAAUUCAAAUCAAGCGUAGAUCAGUUUACGAUGUUAUCGAUAAUAAAAAAAAAAGAAAUAUUAAGGGACACUGUUUUCCGUAUUGAUAACGUAGGACAGUUUAACAGUGUAGAAUUUUAUACUGAAAUCGGGCACCUUGUUAAAAUAGAGAUUCACACGAAUUCAUAGUUUUCACUUCAUUAGCGUCAAAGUAAAGAAAAAAGAAAAAAAAAAAAAGAAAAAAUUGAAAAGAAACUGCCGUCACUCGCAUGUGACAUCAGAAAAACGAAUCAUAGUUGCGUUUAGAUUCAUCGAUAUAAGCAUAUUGCUGCCUUUGGCUGUAUCGUUGCCCCUACUGCUAACGAGUAACUCACUUGUCUACUCAUGUGAUAAUUUAGUAUAUCUCUACGUACCUACCUGUACCUACACCGGUUCGGAAAUCUCAGUAGUAAAGGGGUUUAUUUAUCUUACGUUGCGUUCUGUCUCAAUUUCGUCGACUGACAGAAUUAUCUUUAUUGAUAGAAACUAAAAAUGAAUAUCAGCUGAUGAAGGAUAGCUUAAGGAACGAAGUUUUCUUAAGAGAACUUCAUAAAAAAUUAUGUAGAUUCGCUUCUGAUCUCCUAAGAUUCAACACAAAAUUUUCUUAAAAAUGCACGUUCUUCCCUCUAUUUAAAUAUCUGUCCUGCAUUAUUCGAGUAAUUUAGUAUUGUUUCCAAUGAUCGUUAAGAAUUAGAACAUUGAAGAAAUCUAUUAAAACGAAGAACAAAGAUAAUCCAUUUAUAUAGUAAUUAUUUUAACGACAUUGUUACAACGAAUCUUAUCUCCUGUGCUUUUAAAAGUUGAUCCUUUCCUUUUCGAAAAGAUAUUCUGUCAGUAGAUAUUCUCCAUCAUUAUUACAUCGAUCGCUUGAAAACAAUCGUUUCAACGAACCUAAUAAUGUUUCAUAAACGUCACUUUGGUUCGUGAGCUCUACGUUGAUUUCGACGAUCCCAGUUAACGGGGUGAAUUGGAAAUCGGUCGAAUUUUCUGUGAAGCGAACGAAUUUCGUUUCUCUUCUGUUCCCUUUGAACGAAUGUUUUUCGACAAGUGUACGAUCGACAAUCACGUUUAAGCCCCAAGGCUUCCGGGAUCGCUCAAUCUUCCAUGUUGGUGCUAUUGCAAAUAGUAUUGACAAUGAGAAGAGCAUUGCGUAAACAGUGGAAUUGCCGUUUCGUUCCAAUUUUCUACUGUAACCGAGUCCACGACGAGUUUUAUAUUAGAUUUUGCAAAGUAUUUAUUUGCAUUUUCCUCAACCCGUUUGUUUAAGUACGUUUUGCAUGGUAUGAAAUAGCAAAAGAUUUCUAUACAGGGUACUUUUCCAUUAUUGACUUACUUAAUGGAUUAAGUAUUGAAGAAAAGAAAUUCCUAUUUAAUCUCGUGGCCGAAUUGUAAUAACUUUCGUAUAUCGAUACUCGCAUAAUAUUUUAUUAAUUGUACUGUAUUUAUUAUAUAUUAUAUUUAUUACAAACAUAUCCUAAAAUUUCUAAAGAUAACAUUUCUUUACAGAAAAGGUGUGAUCGUUUUAACAAGCAUUCGAUUUAAAGAUGAAUACAAGAUUAUCGAAGGUGCACAAAUAUUUACGAGUUGAGAACAGGAUUAAAUAGAUUAGAUGAAAGUUAUUUAGCAAUUUUCCAAUACUUAAUUUAUUUAAUUCAUUUAAAACGAGCCCCGUUGCUGAAGCAAAUCCCUAUUACAUUGUUUGCAAGAAAUAAACAAAAAAUACUCAGCUAACGCAGAUUAUUUAUUGUACACUGAAAUAGGAACUUAAAUAUAUAAAUUUGACAGGGUUAAUUUUCCAGUCUAUGUUUACUGAAUAUUUCUUGUUUAUCUUCAUCAAUACAGCUAAAAUCUGUAACUCUUUUUACGACAAAUAUAUCAACGAAUUUGUUAAUUAGUUAUCGAAUUCCAUCAUGUAAAACGAACUUUCCAUAGUUUCGACUGUUUUAAGCAAAUUUCUUUUAUAAUUUCGCAAAGAUAAAAGAGCGUCAUUAACUGUGGUCUUAUUGAAUCAGAUUCCCGGCACACCCGAUUGUUAAUCUGACGUGGAAUUGAGAGAAAUGUAGAGGUAAUCACGGAAGACUGUGCAGAGCUCACCUAGCUAUAUCUUCUACUCAGGCACAGGCAAUCUCUGGCUUUUUCACUAUAACAUACCAUCAUACAUUUAGUUUUCGAUUCAUCUUGCAUUUUUCUCUUCGUGGGACAAUAAUUUUCAACAACCAAUAAUUUAAAUAAACUACCAAAAAAUUAUCAAAUAUUGUAUUGUAAUAUUUCAUCUAGAAAAUAAUUUUUCAUCGACUUGAAUCAUUUCUUGUGGUUCUAUCUUGGCAUAAGAAUAAUAUAAGAUAGUUCUCCUUGCUUUAUUCUUGUCAAAAUAAUACCGAAUAAUUGUUACAAAACAUUUGGUAGGCAAUGUUCGUCAUCGGUUAGCAUUAUAAUGAAAUCUGAUGUCAGCCGGUUGAUGUUCUUCCUGGCAACUAAGCGUAUUUGGUAAAAAGUGGAACUUAAUGUUGCAGAAUCUGUAAAUAUCACACUCCAGGCGAAUCUGGUAAAUGUGAAAUGUUUCAUCUGAAUGAUUAUAAUCAUUAACACGUUAAAAAAAAAACAAGGAAGAGGGAAAGAGUGGGAAGGAAAGAGAAAACCUGCUAAUAGGCCGUGAAAGGUUGCCUAGGCCUGCUCUAUGCUAUUAAACCUUAAUCGUUAUAGUCAUAAAAUUAUUUUGUACUAAAAACUGUUUAUAAUUUUGUAUCUAAUCUCUGUAAAUACCAAGCAGAUUGUCUAUGGCUAAUAAAGCUUAAACAAAAUUGAUAUAACUAGACUAUGUAAAGGGAAUUAUAUAUAUAUAUAUAUAUAGGUAUUUAUAAUAUAUACAUAUAUAUAUAUAUAUUUUAAUUAGUGAUAAGAAAGCGAGCGAGAAAAUGUAAUUAAAUUUCACUGGAAAACUGGUAAUAUACCAAUGUACAACGAUCUAGGAAUUAUUUGUACUAUACAGGUGACAAUUUAAGGGACAAAUCAUAAAAGUAUACAUGUUACUCAAUAGCCACGUAUGUGUAUAGGGUACUCCAUUCCAUAUUUGUUCUGAAAUUCCGAUCGAGAAUAAUUAUUAUUAUAUAUAUAGAAAAUAAUUAUCUUACAUUUCGUUACAAAUUUUCAAGGUAUUAAAUAAAUAUAACAUAAUAAACAGUCUUAACGUUAAUUUAUCAUGUCUGAUUAACGAGAAAAGUUAUUUUCUAUUAUCGUUUAAAUUAUUUAAUUAAUAUUAACUUAUAUACGAACACAAGAUUGUCGCGGAAUUUUAGAAGAAAAUGUUUCGACACUUGAGAAACCCUGUACAGUAUUACGGUGUAGAAUCCAACUAGUCAUUUAUGACACUUUAUAAUAACUAAAGUAAAUCUUUUACAAAGAAACACGGCAUACGAAGAACGUGUUGUUCUAAAUUAUGUUUUAAUUAAAAAAAAAAGAAAGAAAAAAAUUGAAAUGUUCGCGCCCUAAAAAUAAAUGUUUCCACAUGCACCUUUAACAUAAUGUCCUUUUUAUUUCUUCUAUUAUAAUUACAUGUACGUUUGUACAUUGUUAUAAAUGAAACCUAUUUGUCAACUAUUGUAUUAUUUCUAUUUCUAUCUGUCUGCCUCUAAGUGCGAACUAUCACUUAAACGUUAUUGACGGUAAUCUAAGUCUUGCGUAAGAUAAUUCUAUUCGUAUAUCUUAUAUGUAUGUGUCGAUAAAGACGGAAGUACACGUUGUAAGUUCAAGUAGCAGGAAAUCGCGGGAAGCACAACGAUAAAACCUAUUUGUAUCGAACAGUCAAAUGAAACAAUAUUACACAUUUCAACGAAAA